Messenger RNA from Malassezia japonica, 1668 nucleotides. RefSeq lists its product as uncharacterized. Lineage: Eukaryota; Fungi; Basidiomycota; Malasseziomycetes; Malasseziales; Malasseziaceae. The transcript has a single exon. The coding region runs from base 1 to 1668 and encodes 555 amino acids. The record is from RefSeq and is a predicted model, not a curated record.
AUGGUGCUUCCCGAGCCGAGCACACGUGUCGUACAGAGUGCGUGGUGCGAGCGCACGCGCCGCGGCGCGCACACGCCUCCCCGUGCGAGCCCAGUGCCGACCAUCUUUUUUGGCACACCGAGCGCGGCCGAAGGCGCGGCGGUCGCGCAGCGCAGCACAAGCGGCGUGCCGAUAUACGAGUGCGUAACACCAGUGCAGGUCCCGACGCCCGACUCGGACGGCUCGCCGGGCAUGGGGCGCGCCGCCUCGCCGACGCCCGCCGCCGCACAGCACCGUGCACUGGUCCGCGAGGCGCUGGGCGACGUGUCGAACCUGAGCCCGGUGGCCCGCGAGCCGCCCGGCAUUUUGCCCAAGGUCGAAAUCACGCCAAAGCGCUCGCUGCGCUCGCCGCAAGAGCGCACGCCGGUCCAGGCAGUGCUCCACGACUGGGCCGCCGCCAAGUUCUCCCAGGAUCCUCUACGGCACACGCCGUCGCAGCGGCACGACGGGCGCUCGCCGAACCGCGUGUCGCCGCACCUCUCGCCAGUGCGCAUGCACACGCCGUGUGCUGCGCCGCCCGUGCCGAUUUCGCCGGCGCACCGCGACGUGUUUUCGUCGCCGAUCGCGCCGCCGCCGGUGCCGACCGUGCGCACGAGCCCGGCGAAGGCGAUGCGCGUCCCGGUCGACGCGUCGCGCGCGCCUCGGCGCACGCCGUUCAGCGAGCACCGCACACCGGCGCAGCGCGUGCCGGGUUUUGUGCCGCACGCGUCUGCAUCGCCCGGAAAAGGCGCGACUUCGCUGAGUAUGCCGGCGAUGCGGGCUGCACGCCCUGAAAAACACGCGGAGCGUGUGCCUGUGCACCAGCGUCCCGGUGCAAACGAAAACGAGGAGCGGCCGCGCAACGCGCGGCCAGCGCGCUACACAAGCCUUGUCCCGGCGUCGCGCGUCGGCGACAGCCCUGAAAAGACGCAGGCGAAGCGCGUACGGCUCAACGAGAGUGCGAAUGGACGUGCGCCCGCGCUGCAUACCUCUACCUCGCGUGUGCGUGCGCCGGAAGCAAAGGAAAUUGCGCCAGGCCCGUCGCGGGCGACUGCAGUGACUGCGCCGACACCGGUGAGCAAGCCUGCCCCGCCGCAGGCGCCGCAAGCGCCUCCCCCCGCCAGUGAGCCGUCGUCGAUCGCAGCAAGCCGCGUGCCGCGCACGCCUCGCGCACGUUUGGCGCCUCCGCCGCCGCCCAUUUCGGCCGCGGAGCUGACGCGUCUUACGGCCAAGCAUACCAAGCAAAACGAGGCGUAUACCGUGGAUCUCCAGACGCAGGUCCUACGUAUGCCUGGAGCGCGCCCCCCCAGCCCGUCCCAGGCGUUUAGCGUGGAUGCGCCCCCCCGCGUCCCCCACUGGAGCCGUGCGGUGCUGCCCGAGACGAACGAGCGCGGCGAGCCGAUCCGGCAUGCGCUUGGUGCCGGCGAGGCCGAAGAGUAUACCACCCCACCCCACCGCACCCGCGGUGUGCGCUGGGACAAGCGGCUGGUCGUGAGUCCCACGCGCGCGGCGCCGCCGCAAGCGAGCUGCCUCGCGCCUCGGCGGCUGCCGCUCGAUGCCUUUGGCAACGUGGCGCAUGCCGGGGCGGCAGCAGGAGCGCGGCGGCGUACCGUGACGGUGAAGCGGCUUGUGUAUGACCAAGAGACGUGA